Molecule: messenger RNA, 5406 nt
Organism: Zeugodacus cucurbitae (melon fly)
Lineage: Eukaryota; Metazoa; Arthropoda; Insecta; Diptera; Tephritidae
Gene: row
Exons: 9
Coding region: 154-3993 (1279 amino acids)
Biological process (GO): regulation of transcription by RNA polymerase II
Cellular component (GO): nucleus
Molecular function (GO): DNA-binding transcription factor activity, RNA polymerase II-specific; sequence-specific DNA binding
Source: RefSeq, a predicted model, not a curated record
GUCAGCAGAGCAACGCCGCCAUCGCCAUUUUUCUCUAUGUGAAAAUUUUUAUCAGACGAAUUGAAUUGUUGCGUGUGAAAAUAUAAUCAGAAUUUCAUUUAAAAACUUGGAUUUUUAAUAUUUAAAAACGCGUUUAUCUUGCCAGGAAGAAUAAUGCGCGUUACCAAAAGUGAUAUAAGCUUAGAAUUAGAAUGCUGGGUUGAGGAGUUAUCGCCAGCACAAUUAGCUGCAUACGAGAAGGUGGCCAAUGAGCAUAAUGCAAUUAAAAAUGCAUUAAAAUCAGCAUUGACUUCCAAUGAGGGUCGCGAGCUUUUCAAUGGACAGGUAUUUCAGGCGUAUUCAUUUAAGGGAAAAGUUUUACAGGAAUUAAAGGAGGCCACAUUACCACCGAAAAAACCCGCUAAAGUUGACCCGCCUACUACGCCAGUGGGUGGCACACGCGGUGGUGUACGCAAACGUCCAUCAAAUUUUGUAUAUUUAGAAUCUUCAGAUGAAGAGGAGGACGACGUGCCAUUAGCGAAACGUAUUGCUGUAGCUGCCGGCAAAAAGGGACUAACGCCUGUUGCAGGUGGGGCAUCAAGCAAUGGAGCAAAGGGGCUUAAAGGUCAAAAAGGACUGCAGUCUGCCAGUUCGCCAGGUACAGUUGGUAAAGGUGGAAAAGUGGGUACGCCCGGAAAGGGGACAACACCUGGUAAAGGAGGAUCUACCGCAACAACGCCGCCAACAAAUUUCAAACCUUCAGAAAUUAGUUCUGUCGGUGGUUUGGUUAUCGGUACGGAUGGUAAAGAUGGCAAAGACGGUAAAGAUCAAGGUAAAGAAACAAAACUACAGGGCAAAACAUUUCCCUCUUUGGUGGUGUUGGCCAAACCUUGGCUCAAAGUUAAAGAUAUGUCAAGUACACGUAAUAAGCUAGAUUCAAAGGUGAAACUGGUGCUGAUGUUGACACCAAAUAAGUUCACCGAAUGGCUUAUACAAGAGGGACUGCUGAAAGCUGAACAAAAGUGUGCAAAUCAUCGUUCUAAUGAGUUAAAAUUAGGUGUAUAUUCUGAUGCCACAAAGUUCCCCUACACCGGCGGUUAUGUUUGGAUUAGUGAAUGCUGUCCAAUGCGUUUUGUUUCUGUAUUCCACGGUUCCAUAUUUGAAGGCGCACCACAUCCUCCAUCAUGCAUACUUAAACUAAUCUACCAUUGGUCUUGUCAGACGAAUAUACAAAACGUGGUACAGUGGGUUAAGGUAGACAAUGUGUAUAUAAAGGGUGUUUAUACUUGGCUGCGUGCAAUUUGCACAUUAGCAGUACAUCAGAAAUGUAAAAAGCUUGGUGGACCCGAACGAUUUGUUGAGGUGGGUGUCAUCUCGCUAGGCACCACAUCGCAGGAUGGCCAACAACGCCAAGUCAAAGUGGAAGUUUUAGGUGUACUUGAUUAUGCAGAGAAAACUAUACGUCUACGUGCCGUGGAACCUGUAUCCGAUGCCGAUCGCAAUUAUAAAAAACGUUUCCAGACGAUACUGGAACCAUUGCAACGUUGGGUGCAUAAGGAUAGUGUUAUUUGCAUUGAUUUAACUGUGGAUAAAAUGACACUCUACUCAAUGGGUUUCAAAAACAUCAUACAAGCGGCCGCAACCGAUAGCUCAGCUAAACACACGAACUCUGCCGUUAUGGAUUACUUACGUCGCAUUGUGCCACGUAUGUUCCAGAAUACUUUGUCGUUGCUGUCGCGGCAAAUGAUACAGCAAUUUUUGGAUGAGCUGGUUUGGCGUGAACAAUUCGGCACAUAUGCAUUGCAGGCCUUCAACAACAUAACCUCACAUAUCGCAGAACAGACACGUAUGAACACAAACGAAACGCUGACACAACGCUUGUAUCAGGUCGCAACGAAUCCCUUCAAAGAUUGGAGUGUGCUGCCCGCAAAUUAUAGAGAGACUCCAGCAAAUACAACACCAAAACGGUUGAAAAAACCCAUCAAUGAAGCUGAUUACGUACAACCGGAAAAAGUCAAUUUGAAAUCCAUAAAGAAAGAGAAACCCGAUACACCGCGCCAUGAGACUUCAUCGCCCGUUACAAGUGGACGCCGCGGGCGUCAAGCAGCUGCUGCCGCGACAGAUGAUGAUUAUAAGCCAGAUUCGAAAAAGUCAAAAACAAGCAGCUCAUCAACAAGCAAGGGACCAGCAUCGUCUAAGUCCUCGUCCACUAAACACCAUAGCACUAGUGCUAAGACAGAGCCAAGCUCUAGCAAGAAAUUGCUUAUCGAAGCCAAGGUAAAGAAAGAGAAAGAUGUCGAAGACGAUUUAAAGGGUAUUGAGGAAUUGUACUAUGGCGUACGCGAUGGUCUGGAUAUCAAUUUCGAGUGUUUCCCUUAUAAGAAUGACGCUGGCGUUGUUGUUGAGGCAACCAAUGUUGAUUGCCCCAUCUGCGAUCUUAACGAAUCAUUCGAUUCCAAUGAGAAGUUACAAACACAUUUGGUCUCACACAUUAUUGCCGAUAAGGAUCAUCAAUUCCAAUGUCUAUUCUGUCUGGAUAAGCAUCCCAGCGAGUCGGUGCUCACCAAACACAAUCAAAUUAUGCAUCCGCUCGUGACGAAGUCAGCCACAUCGGCUUCUUAUCAUUGUUUGAUUUGUCAGCAACGCUUUAAUACGUUGCAUCAUUUAACGGUGCAUUUGCAGAAGAUGCACAAUAUGUUGGAAUUGCCAUAUGCUUGCCAGGCUUGUGGGUAUCGUUCUUCAUCGCAUCGUGAUGUCGUGCGUCAUUUCUAUGAUGAUCAUAAAAGUCAGAAUUUCUUGCAGUGUCCAUUCUGUUUGGAUAUUUUCCGUUUCGCCUACAAAGGACGUAUUAACGUAACGAACAUCGAAAACUAUUAUAUGCAUCUGCGUACCCAUAUUAACAAGAAGGAUUUACAGUUGCGUUGCCAGAAAUGUGCGCUCAGCUUUAUUGAAAAGGGAGCUUUGAAGCAGCAUACCGCUAAUCAUCACACAAGCCUCUUGAAGAGUACACAGAAGGUGCAGCCACUGCUCGCCAACUCUAUGCUUAUUGCGCCACCGAAGAUACGUAGUCAUCAUCGUGAACCACUACCCUACACCGUGGUUUCGAAACUCGGCGAGUUCUAUGCAUUCAUUGACGGUUCCAUUUGUGCGGAGUGCAACGCUGAAAUUCUAAGUGAAGAACAUUUCAGUGGCAUUAUGAAAUGUAAUAAGUGUAAUUAUAAAUCGUGUUGUGAACGUGCUGUCUUCGAGCAUGCAGCCGAGUGCAGCGGCGGUAGUGUGGCACACGAAGUCAUGGAGCUGCCGUUACCCAACGAAAUGCAUUGUAUUUGCGGUUUCUCCACAUCGAUUGGCAAUAAGAUGGCACACCAUUUGGCCACUUGUGGUCAGAAAUCCGCAUAUGCCUCAGUGGAGGCCGCUCAGGAGAAUACUGUCAAACGUAAUAUGUUAGAUAUGUUGGGUUUGGUGCGACGCGACGGUGAAUCUGGUGUCGAAGGUGAUGAACAAGGUGGCGAACAAUCGAACACUGCAGCCGAAGCUGACGCUAGCGCGGUGGUAGAACCACCGCCGGAAUUGCAACCACCACAGCAGCCAAUGAACACCGAUACAGCGACACCCAUACAAUUUGGUGAAAUAGAGGCCACUCCAUUAUUAGAUGGCAACAGUGUGCAACAGCAAGAGCAACAAGCGCCAGCGACACUCGACAGCACAGGCGUUGUGGUGGAACAACAAGCCGCUGCCGCGUAUGGCAGUCAUUUGAUUGACGGUAGUGAUGUGCAAGCUGCGCAAUAUCACAUUGGUUUUGGCCAACCAGAGCAACAACAUGCGCUCAACACAUCCGAUAUUGAUAUGCCGCUAAUUGGUGAAUUGGCCGAUCCCAAUCCGCCAGCAACGCCACAAUUUCUCGGUGAAGUGCACACACCUAUGUUUGAUGCAGUGGCAGCUGCGGAGCAACAACACUAUCAUCAAAUGAUGCAGCAACAACAGCAGCAGCAACAUCAUAACCAACAGCAAUGAAAACGAAUGAAACAGCGGCAACGCGACUACACGUUACCGUGGCAGAGCUACUGAGUAGCACAAAGUGCGGCGUAUUGAUUUCAAUAAGCGUAAGUUUGUUAGGGAUAUUCACUGUGUGUGUUGCAGUAAAUAUCAAUGUGUAUAUUUUUUAAACACAUUUGAUACUUAUAUGCAUAAAAAAUUUGAGUUUACACUACAUACACAAUGUUGCAUAUAUUUCUUUUACAAUAUUGUAUAUUUUAAUUAAAUUUAAAUUUUAUGAAUAUUAUUAAAUAUGUUAAGUGCUACAAGUGCGUAAUUUGAAAAAAAAAAAUGGAACUAUUCACGCAACUAAAUUUGACAGCUGCUUUUAUUGUUUGUUUACAUUUGUUUUAGUAAUAUAACAAAUACAAAUUUGACAUUUAGUUGUCAAAAUUUUGAGGUUUAAUUUAUGCAAGCUUCAGUUUCGUGAAUACUUCUAAUUAUAUUAUUAUUUAAGUAUUUCUGGAACAACAAAAUUAAAACUUGCUCUACAUAUGUUUUUCUUGCUUCAAAUAUAUAUACAUAUAAAUAUCUGUUGCUGUUACUACUGCACUUUAAAUUUAUAUAUGUAAAAAAAUGAUUUCUAAAGUUUCAAACACGUAAAAGAAACAUGCACAACAUUUUGCUUUGUGUCUAACAAGUGAAUAUCCCUAUUUGUUUCAAUUGUCUCGUAAAUGCUUUUCGGUUUUUUAAACUAGAGUUGAUUUAUAUAUGUAUACAUAUGCAAACGUUUUUAUAUUGUAUUAUCACAUAAUGUGCAACACAUUUAAGUUAAUUCAUGUUGCGUUUUUGCUUUGAUUUUGGUUUGGAUACUGUUUAGCAAAUGUGCUUAUUUUAUUUUUAAAUACGCAGACAUGUUUCAUUGCUAAAUAAAUACAACAAUUAAUGUAAUAAUAUAUACAAAGUACACAAUAUAUUUAUAUACGGACGAAUAUAAUUGAGGAAAAGCAAAAUAUGAAUAAAUGUGUAAAGUCAGAGUAAAAGUAAAACAGUGUUUGCAUACAUGUGUAGGAAUACAUACAAAUAAAAUAUAUAUAUAUAUACAGUUAAGAAAUAUAAAUACAACAAUAUUAUACGUACAUACAUGUAUAACAUUUAAAUUGCAUUAAAAUUUUCGAAAAAUUAUAUAUAACAACAAAUUUUUAACGCAAUUUCAACAUAUACAUACACAUAGUAUGUGCAUAUAUACAUACAUAUAUAACUAAACUUGUAGCACACAUUUAUUUGAAAGCAUCUAACGAGAUAUUGUAAAGCGCAAGCGCACGAGUGUCCAUACAACGUUGUAUAUUUGCCAUACAGCUAACUAACGUGAGCGCAUAAAAUUUGUUCUUUAAAACCUGGAUAAAUUUUUUUAAAAUAAUUAAAUACCUUUUUCUAAACAUUGUAGUUUGU